Mangifera indica (mango) is the source of this 953-nucleotide messenger RNA. RefSeq names its product small ribosomal subunit protein S13, mitochondrial. Gene Ontology annotation, molecular function: structural constituent of ribosome; RNA binding. Gene Ontology annotation, biological process: translation. Lineage: Eukaryota; Viridiplantae; Streptophyta; Magnoliopsida; Sapindales; Anacardiaceae. Gene Ontology annotation, cellular component: ribosome; mitochondrion; small ribosomal subunit. The record is from RefSeq and is a predicted model, not a curated record. The transcript is spliced from 4 exons. Bases 265 to 729 code for a protein of 154 amino acids.
CAACCCAAAAAAAAUUAAAAAAGAGAGAAUUGUUACAGUACGCCGUUUUGAAAACAUAUCGACUUACCUUCUUCGGUCUUUACUCUAAUUCACUUGCUGCCACUUCUGUUCAGCCCUCUCCGCCGUCGCCAUCGGGAACCUCCGCAACAUUACUGGCAGGAGGGUUUCUCUUCUUCAGUAAUCUGAUCAGCACGGGACCAAACUACCAAAUCUCUCUUUCUGCCCUUUUCUAAUUCUAGUGUCCCUUCAUAUUGCGGGAUAUUUAUGAUGAUUGGUUUACAGAAUUCAGCUGGGCUACUUUCUAAUAUCAGUCAGCGACUCCUUCAGACUGUUACCUCUCGUGGUCUACGCUUUCAAUGCCUUCGUGUGGGAAACACAGAGAUCCCAAAUGACAAGAGACUUGAAAUCUCACUUCAGCACAUUUAUGGAGUAGGUCGCUCUAGAGCUUGCCAAAUCCUCUGUGAGCUCAGCAUAGGGAACAAACUUACUAAGGAUUUAACUGGAGUGGAGCUCAACAGUCUUCGUGAAGAAGUUUCAAGAUACUUGACUGGAGAAGAUUUGAGGCGGUGCAUUAAAAACGAUAUAGGGAGAUUGGUGGACAUACAAUGCUACCGUGGGAUUAGACAUCAACAAGGCUUGCCUUGCAGAGGACAACGAACCAGCACAAAUGCCAGGACACGGAAGGGUAAGAGGGUUGCAAUUCCAGGGAAAAAGAAACCCACCCGUUAAAUCUAACAAUUGAUUGUUUUGUGCAAUCAGAGAAUUUGGAUAUGCAUAAGAUUUGAGACAGAUUAGUGUUUUAUAGGUUGAUUAGAUCCUAUUCAAGUUUUCCCUUUCUUGGAAGUGCCUUUUGUUACUUGUUGAACAUAGAAUUUGUUUCUGGUGUUUCCAGAUGUGACUUAUUUGUGCUUUUCCCUGCAUAAAUUUAAUUUUGCAGAUUAACAUUUUGUCAA